Messenger RNA from Paraglomus brasilianum, 1713 nucleotides. Lineage: Eukaryota; Fungi; Glomeromycota; Glomeromycetes; Paraglomerales; Paraglomeraceae. The record is from the annotation of a GenBank genome assembly.
AUGGACAAGGACAGUUUACUCUACCAUAACAUCAUGAAUAAACCAGUGGAUAGGCAUUCGAUUACGAACACCUCGACUUAUUAUGCAAAGAGUAAGGAAAACUCUGGGAUACCAAUUAUGUCCAAAACAGAGAGUGACCUCAAGCCUGUGAGUGGAUUUAUUCCACGCCUGAGACCAUAUAGAACAUAUUACGAGGGUAUGUUAGACGAAACAAAAUAUAGAGGUUUUUCGCCUGAAGAAACUAUAUCAAGUUUGAAAGCAAGCGUGGCUGCAGGCGAGACUGAAUCGGACUUAGGGUCGAUUUACCCGCAUACACCUCGUGAAGGCGAUCUCUCAAAAUUCAAUGUUCGCUCGCAAAGUGAGCUAACUGUGAGAAGCUUUUACGAAGAUGAUCUAAAGACUUUUUCUAAUGGAGAUGAGAAAACCAAUCAUCUAACCGAUCCUGUGGAAAAUGCGAUCAAAGAUCUGUCUAAUGAUAAGCCAAUAGACGAAGCAAGAGACGAACAAGUCAAGUCGAUAAGCGGUUCACCUAGGCUGCUGAACGCAUUGUGUAUUUGGCAAGAUAAACUGCAACCUAUAAUAGUUUGUUUGAGAAACCGAGUGCAUCACCAUAAUUGGCAAUAUUAUGAACGGUCUCGCCGACAUCGCAUACUCGUUAUUGUUGUGGCUGCAUUUAUUCUUUGGAUGGUUUGGAUUGCUAAGUCCAAUGCUCCAACUGAAUUGCUUAAUAGACAUUCUGAUGAUGAAAUUUUUUCUCGGGCCGUAGUCGCCGCGGUGACGCGUCGGGUUGUCAUCAAGGAUGAUGCCGAUAUGAAAGGUCCUCAUUUAAGAACAGUCAUUAGAGCUCUUGUUGCAGCUGAGAUUAAGAGUAAGUUCACAGAUGAAGCAGCACAAGAGUUUUCGGAAGCCUACGAUUCUGCCAGAACGAUUGACAUCAAAGAUGAUAAUGUUAUUGGCAUGAUUAGAAGCGAAGCAAGUGAUAUAAUGAAAAGAAAAUUGGCUACUUAUGAUGAUGAUUUAGUCGGCAAGACUGACUAUGCUCUGCGUCCAGCUGGAGCCAAAAUUAUUGGACCGAUUACAUCGAAGACAUAUGUUAUAUAUCCAGAAACGACGGGGAGGAGGUUGAUCGCCCAAACUCUUAAUUUUGGAACAGUAAGAGGGAAACCUCCAGUUACUGCCAUUAUGCCCGAUACACAUGUUGGUCAAUGCUGGCCAUUCUCUGGCAAUCAAGGUCAACUUGGUAUUUUACUUAGUCGAAGAAUAUAUCCAACGGCCGUCACGUAUGAUCAUAUCAGUAAACAGGCAACAACGGAUGCGAGCAGCGCCCCUAAAGAUUUUGAAGUUUGGGGGUUCAUAGAUGACGACGGAGGUAACAUACAGCGUGAUGACCAACCUGAAAGCCCAUCAGAACUAGUUGCCGACACCGACGCUGCCACCAUAGAAGAUCUACAAGAUCCUAGUAUCGCAAGCAUCACGGGAGGAAGUAAAUUCGAACUCGGAUCUCUUCCAAGCCACGUACCUCUUGGUCGAUUUAGGUAUGACAUAAAUGGUCGCCCUGUGCAAACGUUCGAGUUGUCAGAGAGUGCACGGCGAUUGAAGAAGCCUAUCAAAGGAAUUCUCCUGAAAGUCAAUAGUAAUUGGGAUAAUCCAACAUUCACAUGUUUAUAUCGUUUCCGUGUUCACGGCGUGAAUGCAGAGGAUGAAAAUAUUUGA